GCUUAAAAUCUUAUUAUACAAGGUCCGUGUGGAACGGAACACAGUUCUGAUAUCUUGACGUUUAUUUGACAUUGACAUGCCAUAGCGAAUUUGUUUUGUGUUUUCGUAGAUCGUGAUGUCUGCCGAUGAAAAUAAAUCUGAUUCUUCAGGUUCUGAGUCCGAAGUCAGUGCAUGUAGUUCAAAUUUCAACCCUUUCAAAGCUCUAUAUUCAAAAAAAGCCGAAAUACCCGUGAAGAAUGCGCCACUGUAUGAAAACAUUAGCCAAUAUGAAUCGGCACAAAAACAUGAAAAUACUAUUAUACCUGUUGGUCAUAAGGAAGAAGUCGAUAAACGUGAACUGGACAAGAAAACUAAGAAAGAAGAGCAAGAAAGGUUAUUAGAAGAGAAAAACAAGCAACGUUUUGCACGUUUCCAGCUUCCACAGCCUGUGAGAAGGGAGAAACGAGCUAAAAAUGUUCUGACCCGUAUUGAAACAAUGGAUGGCCCACUCGCGGUGCUCAAGGAAUGUGUGGACCACAGACUGAGAAUUAAGGUAAUCACUCGAAAUGCGACUGGCAUACGCGGGGUGCUCCAUGCUACCCUAGUUGCGUUCGAUAAACAAUGGAAUCUGGCCCUCUCUGACAUCCUGGAGAUUUGGAAGAGAAAGGGCGAGAAGAAGCGCAAGAUCCCACCAGGACUAGGUACACCAGUCCCGAAAGGUUCUGCAGCGAAAAUAUUCCCCGUGCCUUUAGUGACGGAGACACCCCUGGGGCACGGUGUUUGGGAGUGCACCAGGCACAUACCACAGAUGAUGGUGCGUGGGGAACACGUAGUGAUAGUCAAUGUCGUCGAGCGGUGAUCCUGAACACGCCACGCGGAAAAUGUACCGCAUCGAUUUUCAUAAACGAAGCCGAUCUUUUAACGGAAUAAGGUUUUAAACAACAAUGGUUUUAAUGUUACUAAGAGAAUUUUCUAAAGAACGAAAUUUAAGAAAAAGACUUGCGGUCUUAAAUUAGGCAUUAUUAUUCGUUUCAUAUAACAUCAAAUAAUCUACAAUAGGGGUGAUGACGGGGUA
Messenger RNA from Chilo suppressalis (striped riceborer), 1054 nucleotides. The record is from the annotation of a GenBank genome assembly. Lineage: Eukaryota; Metazoa; Arthropoda; Insecta; Lepidoptera; Crambidae.